AUGAGUCUGGAGUGGAAGCUCCAUGAGGCUCUGGAACGUCUGAGGAAAGUACAGGAAGGAGAGGCCUGGAAGAAGCUGGAAGUUAGUGAAAGGGCUCCAAGACUUGCUCCUGUGCAGCUGCCAGAACCAGUCUCCUUGGAGCUGAAGACAGAUUGCCAUGUGCCAGGGCUAAGAGAGAUUCUAAAGACAUAUGCAGCUGUACGUAUCAGAGAGACCACCCUCAGAUCCUUGCUGUGUAUCAGUGUCCUCAUGUCCGAGGACAGAGAGAGCAUACACUGUGGAGACACUCAGCAGAAUCUGCUUGACAAUCCUGAGAGAUUUUACCACGAUAACAUUGUCCUGGGCAGCCAGUACAUCUCUUCAGGCCAGCACUACUGGGAGGCAGAGGUGGGAGAGAGAUCUGAAUGGGGCCUGGGAGUAUGCAAUGAAAAUAUAGACCAGAAGGAAGUGCUCUGCUUAUCCCCAGUACAUGGAUUCUGGGUGAUAUGGCUGAGAAAUGGAAGUGAGUACCAGGCAGGCGCUGAUGAAUACCCCUUCCUGUCCUUGCCAGUCCCUCCUCUCCGGGUGGGAGUCUUCCUAGAUUACGAGGCCUAUAAUAUCUCCUUCUAUAAUGUGACUGACAGUGGCUCCCACAUUUUCACUUUCCACCAUCCCUUCACUGGGCGCCUCUUGCCCUAUUUGAGUCUUUGCUACGUGAUUGGUGUCAACAACACUACUCCUCUGAUCAUCUGUUACCUGGAUGGUGAGGACUAG
Molecule: messenger RNA, 753 nt
Organism: Fukomys damarensis (Damara mole-rat)
Lineage: Eukaryota; Metazoa; Chordata; Mammalia; Rodentia; Bathyergidae
Product: E3 ubiquitin-protein ligase TRIM68
Molecular function (GO): protein binding
Source: RefSeq, a predicted model, not a curated record